GGGCGGAGGCGGAAACGGAAACCUACUUAAGGCCGAGUGGACUCCUUUGCCGCGUGCGGAGGUAGUGGUGGAUUGGUGAGCCCGUGCGGAGGGACUUCGGAAGAGACAGAUCCAGGAUCCCGGCAUCCCGGCAUCCCGGCAUCCCGGCAUCCCGGCAUCGUUAGUGCCCUUAGGCCUCAUGGCGGUCCGAGCGUCUUUCGAGAACAACUGUGAGAUCGGCUGCUUUGCCAAACUCACCAACACCUACUGCCUAGUGGCCAUUGGAGGGUCCGAGAACUUCUACAGUGUGUUCGAGGGUGAGCUCGCCGAUACCAUCCCCGUGGUGCACGCGUCCAUCGCCGGCUGCCGCAUCAUCGGCCGCAUGUGUGUGGGGAACAGACACGGUCUCCUGGUGCCCAACAAUACCACCGACCAGGAACUGCAGCACAUUCGCAACUGCCUCCCAGACUCGGUGCAGAUCCGGAGGGUAGAGGAGCGGCUCUCAGCCCUGGGCAAUGUCACCACUUGCAACGACUAUGUGGCCUUGGUUCACCCAGACCUGGACAGGGAAACGGAAGAAAUCCUGGCUGAUGUGCUCAAGGUGGAAGUCUUCAGACAGACAGUGGCUGACCAGGUGCUCGUAGGAAGCUACUCUGUCUUCAGCAAUCAGGGAGGCCUGGUACAUCCCAAGACUUCAAUUGAAGACCAGGAUGAGCUGUCCUCUCUUCUUCAGGUCCCCCUUGUGGCGGGCACCGUGAACCGAGGCAGCGAGGUGAUUGCCGCUGGGAUGGUGGUGAACGACUGGUGUGCCUUCUGUGGCCUGGACACAACCAGCACAGAGCUGUCCGUGGUGGAGAGCGUCUUCAAGCUGAACGAAGCCCAGCCAAGCACCAUCGCUACCAGCAUGCGGGACUCCCUCAUUGACAGUCUCACCUGAGUCACCUUCCAUGCUGUUCUGUGGGCUCUUGGCUCUGGACUUCGGCUCCCUCCAUGCCCCACCCAGUAUGUUCUGGAUGCUGGCGGGGAGUUUGCAGAGAGCUCACUGGGACUGAGUGGCUGGAUGCCCAGUUUUUCACCUGUGCCCAUCUCCUGAAUCUACAGUUACUGCAAAAAUCGCCAUGUUGUGCUGUCUGUCAGGCCUUAAGCGCUCCUGACUGACUGCUCUGUUUGCUGUACCACUUCCAUUAAAGGGCAGCUGCCUCUUGCUAUUCUCGAA
Messenger RNA from Mustela erminea (ermine), 1195 nucleotides. RefSeq names its product eukaryotic translation initiation factor 6 (gene EIF6). Gene Ontology annotation, molecular function: ribosomal large subunit binding. NCBI's taxonomy places the organism in Eukaryota, Metazoa, Chordata, Mammalia, Carnivora, Mustelidae. The record is from RefSeq and is a predicted model, not a curated record. The transcript has 7 exons. Gene Ontology annotation, cellular component: nucleolus; preribosome, large subunit precursor; cytosol. Gene Ontology annotation, biological process: maturation of LSU-rRNA; assembly of large subunit precursor of preribosome; ribosomal subunit export from nucleus. Bases 179 to 916 code for a protein of 245 amino acids.